AUGUGUGUGUGCUCAAAUGCCGAGGUGGCCAAACCUCAUGACAUCCAGCAGCAUACCAGAUCUUUAUGUGGCCGAGGAACACUGCGUGCUUCGGAGCUGGGAUGGGCGAGAGGAGCGUAUGGAUGCAGUGACAGUGAUUCCCUAGGGCUCCUGGAUCACGGCGGGAGGGAGCUGGGUCCUCUGUUGUCUCAGGCUCUCAGAGUCUGCAGUAGUUGUGUGACAGAGCUGCGCUCAGGCUGCUGGCAAACUCACGUGGCUCAGGCAAUGAAUUGGCCCUGUACAGUUGUAAUAUCAGAAAGCAUCUGCCCAAGAUGUAUGCAGUGUGAAACAAAAUUUGACUUCAUAACUAGAAAGCAUCACUGUCGAAGAUGUGGAAAGUGCUUCUGUGACAAGUGCUGCAGUAAAAAAGUGCCUCUGCCUCGCAUGUGCUUUGUGGACCCUGUGCGCCAGUGUGCUGAAUGUGCCCUCAUCUCGCAGAAAGAAACAGAGUUUUAUGACAAACAGCUUAAAGUGCUCAUGAAUGGUGCUACAUUCUUUGUAACUCUGGGAACAUCUGAUAAACCUGAGCUUAUGGUUUGUCGACUUUCCAACAAUCAGAGAUACCUGGUUUUGGAUGGAGACAGCCACUAUGAAAUUGAAAUUAUACAGAUUUCAACUGUUCAGAUACUUACAGAGGGAUUUACUCCUGGAGAAAAAGAUAUUCACACUUACACCAGCCUUCUGGAGAGCCAGCAUAUUACUGAAGGAGGUAAUACUCGUGCCAUAGGUAUGAUUCUCCAGUACAAGGUACCGGGAUCUGAAGAGCUAACGCAGAUGAAAUUUACAGCCAGUGAAGACCUCAGCUGUAACAAGAAGCUGGCAGCAAGCUGGCUGGCAGCGAUGCACAAGGCAACAAAACUUCUUUAUGAGUCCCGGGACCAGUAAGACCAGCAAAGUGUUGGCCACUUGAGGGAAGACACCAGCUCCACGGACCUGCCUCUCCCGUUUUGGUAAUUUGACAGCUGGUAACAUCUGCUACUCUUGACCCUUUCUCAUUCCAGUGUGGUUCACUAUGUAAGAACUGGCAAAUGCAAUGUAAGUGUUUUUUUGAACCAUGAGUAUUCACUCUAGUGUGCAAUAUGUAUACAAUUAAUGCUUUAAACAGCCUCACCUUUUAAGACUUUGUAUAUUUUGUUAAGCCUUUAUUGGCACUUAAUAUGAAAGUGACCUGCACUACAGCUAAUGUACAGCACAACUUUUAUAGUAACAAUUAUAUUUACUGUUUGCUACAAAAAGCAAACAAAUGUGUAUGUCUCUUCUGCAGAGAAUAGCUUUUGGGUAUAGAUCUCAGGUUUUUCCCUCUAUCCAAAUGUUUAAAAUCAAUGUACAAUAAAAUCUGCCUUAGAUAUGAUUUUAUAGAAGUCACUUGAUUUUUUUAAACAUUUCAUUUUAAACAUCUAAAUAUUUCACCAAAUUGGACUUACAUGAACAUGAUCUUGAAACUUUCCUUCUGUAAUAAAUAAGCUUCCAGAAUAAUUUUUAGUUUUGUAUUUUCUUUUUGGUAACUAGCUUUUGUUAAUUAACUGUAAUGCUCUCUGAAAUUGUAUACAAUUUAAUGUACAAUUAUGAAUAAAUUAAUUCACUUAUUUAAAAAAAA
This is a messenger RNA of Balearica regulorum gibbericeps (East African grey crowned-crane), 1636 nucleotides long. The record is from RefSeq and is a predicted model, not a curated record. Lineage: Eukaryota; Metazoa; Chordata; Aves; Gruiformes; Gruidae.